AUGAUGCAAUUUGCUAGAGUUUUGGUGGAGACUGAACUUUCGGAGGACCUCCCUAAAUCGGUUCAAUUUCUCAAUGAGAAAGGGCAGUUAAUAGAGCAAUUUCUGGAGUUUGAGUGGCUUCCUACCCAAUGUAGGGGAUGUAAAGUUUAUGGACACACUGAAAGAAUGUGUAACAAGAAACCAGUGGAGGUUUGGAGGGAAAAAACCAGAGUUAGGGAGGAGGAGGACAGGCAAGACCCUAUGAAUCAGCCGAUUGUUGUAGAGACCAAUGAGGCAGUGAUCCCUGAGACUGGUCCUGUUGUUGCAGUGAAUGAGAAUGAGGUAACUGAGACCCCUACUGGGAGUAAUAAGGAGUUGGACAAGCCCAAGGAGAAUUCAAAAUCUGUUCCUGAACCGCCUGUUGUAAACCAGGCUCGGACACCAAUUGAAGGAGGUAUUUCGGACUGGGUUACCCCUAAACGAGUUGGUGGGAAUAAGAAGGCUGUCCAUAGGGCUAAGAACACUUUGAAGAAUUCCUAUAGUGCUUUGCAAGAUAAGGUUGUGGAGGUGGCAAAUUUGGGAUUAACAUCAACAAGUGCCUUGUUGGAGACCAAACUUCGGGGUGAAAAGAUUAAGAAGAUUAUGCAUUCUUUUUUCAGUGGCUGGGAGUUUUUUUCUGGUUCAGUUUCUGAAGGUAGAAUAUUGCUUGUUUGGCAGCAAAACUUGGUAUCUGUAGAUGUUCUGAAGGAAACAGACCAAUUACUUCAUGUUUAUGUCAGGAGUAUAAAGACUAAUAAAUUGUUUUGUGUGACGUUUGUUUAUGGUAGAAAUUCUAUUGAGGAAAGAGUGGCCCUUUGGAGAGAUUUGACUAAUCUGAGUUUUCCAACUGCUACGUGGCUGCUAACUGGAGAUUUUAAUGCUGCUUUUGAGAGUGCGGACAGAGUGGGUGGUCGUGCGAUAUCAUCCCUUGAAUUAGCUGAUGCUCAAAAUUGGAGGGCCUUGGGGUUAGUUGACGAAUUGCGUGCUAGAGGGUCUCAUUUUACUUGGACGAAUAAACAGAUGAAUGAAGACAGAAUAUUCUCAAGAUUGGAUAGAGUUUUCAAGAAUGAAGAUUGGUUGGACAUUUUCCCUCAUUCUGAGGCUGUUUUCAACUAG
This is a messenger RNA of Humulus lupulus (European hop), 1134 nucleotides long. RefSeq lists its product as uncharacterized. Lineage: Eukaryota; Viridiplantae; Streptophyta; Magnoliopsida; Rosales; Cannabaceae. The coding region runs from base 1 to 1134 and encodes 377 amino acids. The record is from RefSeq and is a predicted model, not a curated record. The transcript has 2 exons.